ACAUUCAACUGAGGCAGGAACAAUAUCAUAAGAAAUUGAAUACAGUUUGCGGUAAGAGAGACUAAAGUUCACAUUACAUUUUUAUCAGCAAAAUUUUGUUUUCUCAGACUUUUUCAAGAUAAAUUUACCGAUUGUGUAUGCACUUUUUGACUCAUUACAUAAGAAAACAAUUUUAUUUUUGUUUCCUCGGCGAUAAUAAAAUAUUAAUCGAGUCAACAUUCGCAAUAUUAUUCAUUCUAAUUCGGUGUUGGAAUAACCAUUUUUUGUUUAUAUUUUUGGUACCGAAAAGACAAAAUGACACGAGAGUUGGACGUUAUAAUCUUCGGGGCUACUGGUUUCACCGGUAAAUACACCGUACUGCAUGCGGUUAAACUGUUAGCCGAUUUAAAAUGGGGCAUUGCGGGUAGGAGUCAACAAAAACUGGAAUCCGUUUUGAAGGAAAUCGGUAAAAAGGCAGAUACAGACCUGUCCAAAAUUCCGAUCAUCAUCGCUGAUGUAGGUGAUGAGUUAUCACUGGAGAAAAUGGCUCGUCAGGCUAAGAUUGUCGUCAACUGUUGCGGUCCGUAUCGGUUUUAUGGUGAAGCAGUGAUUAAGGCAUGCAUUAAAGAAUCAACCCAUCACGUCGAUGUCAGUGGAGAGCCUCAAUUUAUGGAACGAAUGCAACUCGAGUACAAUGAAUUGGCUCGCGAAAAUGAAGUGUACAUUGUAUCAGCUUGUGGCUUCGAUUCCAUUCCGGCGGACCUAGGAACGGUGUUCUUCGAAAAAACAUUUGAUGGACAAGUCAAUGCCAUCGAAUCAUUUAUGUGGUUCAAAUACAUUGGUCCGGGUACACCGGAAAAAGGAGCAGCAUUGCAUUAUGGUACAUGGGAGUCAGCUGUUUAUGGUUUAGCCCAUGCUAAUGAGCUGAGAGGUCUGCGAUCAAAACUGUUUAAGGAAAGACUACCAGUGAUUGGACCGGUGAUGAGAGAAAGAUCACCCUACACCAGUUAUCCGGUUGGUGGUAAGAAUACAUAUUGCUUACCAUUUCCCGGUGCGGAUAGGUCAGUCGUGAUGAGGUCUCAGCGAUUGAUGUUCGAAGAGGAAAAAAAGGCUCCAGUUCAAAUACGAAACUACUUCACCGUAAAAUCUUUUUUGGAAGUUCUAGUGUUAUUCAUAACAGCAGGACUGUUCGCACUACUGACUAGAUUUGCGUUCGGCAGACAAUUAUUGCUAACGUAUCCAAAAUUAUUUUCCUUUGGAGCCGCCAGCCAUGAGGGACCUCCGGAGCAGAAAAUGAACAACACUCAAUUCAUAUUUCUAUUCAAAGGCAACGGUUGGAAUGAAAGAUCAUCUGAUUACAAAGUCAGACCGAAUGGUGAACCGGUUAAAAAGCAUGUAACCAAAGUGACAGGCAUUAAUCCUGGAUAUGGCGCUACUUGUGUAGCUUUACUAUUAUCUGCUACUACAAUUCUAAACGAAAGUUCUCAGAUGCCCGGAAAAGGAGGAGUUCUUCCACCGGGCUAUGCUUUCGGCAAGACGAAUUUGAUCGAGAAUCUAUGUAAAAAUGGCUUUACUUUUGAAGUGAUGGAAGCUGAUAAUGCUGGCGAUUCCGACGCAAAGAAGAGUUUGUAAACUUAAUAUGGGGUCUAGACGGAGGCUGUUGAUUUUUUUAGCAAGAAGUUAAUACAAUCGCACACAAUCACUAAAAA
Molecule: messenger RNA, 1688 nt
Organism: Bradysia coprophila
Lineage: Eukaryota; Metazoa; Arthropoda; Insecta; Diptera; Sciaridae
Product: saccharopine dehydrogenase-like oxidoreductase
Biological process (GO): glycolipid biosynthetic process
Cellular component (GO): lipid droplet; plasma membrane; mitochondrion
Source: RefSeq, a predicted model, not a curated record